Messenger RNA from Lepidothrix coronata (blue-crowned manakin), 1428 nucleotides. RefSeq names its product lysozyme (gene LYZ). The coding region runs from base 41 to 496 and encodes 151 amino acids. The transcript has 4 exons. NCBI's taxonomy places the organism in Eukaryota, Metazoa, Chordata, Aves, Passeriformes, Pipridae. Gene Ontology annotation, molecular function: lysozyme activity. The record is from RefSeq and is a predicted model, not a curated record.
GACAGCUCAAGUUGCUUUGGCACAUCUUGCUGUGGACUGCAUGAUGAGAAAGUCAAUGCUGUUCCUCGGCUUCCUUCUUGCCUUCCUUGCUCUGGCUCUGCCAGGCACCCAGGGAAAAACCAUCCCCCGAUGUGAGAUGGUGAAGAUCCUACGUAGGAAUGGAUUUGAGGGCUUUGUGGGCAAAACUGUUGCUGAUUGGAUGUGCCUGAUAAAAUACGAGAGCAGCUACGACACCAAGGCCUACAACAACAACGGGCCGAGCAGGGACUACGGCAUCUUCCAGAUCAACAGCAAGUACUGGUGUAACGAUGGCAGGACAGCUGGAGCCAAGAAUGCCUGCCAUAUCAGUUGCUCAAAACUGCAAGAUGACAAUAUUGAGGAUGACAUUCAGUGUGCCAAGAAGAUUGCCCAGGAGGCUCGUGGCCUCACUCCCUGGUACGGCUGGAAAAACCACUGCCAGGGCAGAAACCUGAGCUCCUUUGUCAAGGGCUGCUAAAUCACUCCACAGGCAUCGAUUGUUUUCUCAGCAUCACCAGAGGUGAAGAGUGAGAGUGUUUGGAACAGAGGCUACAGAAAUGGAUGGGUGUGGGGACUUAAAAGCAUAUUAUUAAGGUAGAGAGGGUGCUGGCUGUGCUGGCUGACCCUGGGAGGCCUUUGUACUGCCGCAAUGCAAAUAGAGAACUUAGAGCUGGUGGCUUAAAACAAACAAGGCUUAGCAGCAGGGCACUACAGGGGGAAUUUCAGCCAUUUACUUGCAUAAUCCCAUCUCAAGAUUCUGUUACCUUAACUAACAGGGCUUUGCAACAUUUAGUGUUUCUCUCUCUUUUUGUGUCUUUCUCUAUUCUCUUUAUUCUCCUUCAUCCCUCCCUUCCUCCAGUCCUCCCUCCCCUUCCUUCAUUUUUUUGCCCAUCCUUAUUGGAGUGUCUGAAGUGAGAAAACAAAAAUUGAUGAAUGCUGUAUCAGACCUGAAGAAUUGUGUUGCCUUAUGAUUAUGACAGUCACUGACUAUGGUGGGGAGUACAAUUCACUGACAGAGAGAGAACAGAAACUAUGAUGAAACACAACCUUGUUCCUUAAAUUUGCCUGAGCAUCUGCUCCUGGCUGGUGUGAGGGACAGGGCACUGAAACGUGUGGACAUCUGGCCCAGCUGAAUGUGGCUUUUCUUGUCAUCCUUUGAGGAAGUUGACCAAGCACAGCCUAGAAUGCAGGCAGCAUCCCUGUGAGGAAACUAUGGGUUGGAAAGCCUAUUGGGAAAGGGAAAUGUUUUGCCAUUUAGUUCAUGAGUCCUUUUCCCAGAAGAAGGCUGGGUCCAGGAACAGUGCACAAAUGGAAGGUGAUGUCACUGAAACCAUAUUUGUUUCUUCUUGUGCUUUCUGCUUUGGGAGGCAGUGACUGCUUUGAUGUUUAUGCAAUAAAGGGUUGCUUAAA